AAGUGAUGAUGAGGAUGAGGGCCAGCGUGAUGGCCACACCCGUCAGUCCGGCGAUGGUGGUGAACAUGACGAUGCGCAGACCGCAGCAGACUGGAAGCUGGUCCGGUUCACAGAGGGGAGGCCCGGAGCUCCAGCUGGUAUUAGGUUGAUGACGCGGGAUCAGGUGGAGGAAAAUCUCCUUACGGGAGGGGGGUAGAAAUACACAGCGACGGCUGUGAACGCAACACUCCGCUGGGAGCACACCAACAAACCCAGCAGCUGCAGCCCCGCUUCCGUCUCCUUCACACGGACUUCACGCGGACUACCGGCUGCAUCUACCGGUUGCUGGCCGGUCCCGGUCCCGGUGUGGGUCCAUGUUUGAGGAAUCGCUCUCCAGGCGGCUUUGACGCAGCAGCAGGCGGUUCUUCAAGCGGUUUAUACAACUGGAAGGUUGACAGAAGGCGGGAAGGAUGCUGUGGCUGCUGCUCUGUCUGCUUCCUCCGCUGGGCUGCAGCAGAAUCGUCGCCCAGAACAGUACGUUUAACGAAGGAAACGGCCACGAGGAGGUUGCCGUGACGACGAGGCCUCACAUCUACUACUGCCGCUCGCCCAACAUGGAGACCUUCUCGUGCUGGUGGCAUCCGCUCGACAACCUGACGGACGGAGAGGAGGUCACCUACGUCCUCACCUACUCCAAAGAUAAGGGGCCCAAACAUGAAUGUCCAGACUACACGACCGCAGGUCCCAACAGCUGCCACUUUGACAGCGGCCACACAUCUAUAUGGAAGGUCUACUGUAUAAACGUCACAGCCGUCACCGCCCGCAGGAACUACACCUCCCAGGAGCACUGCCUGGACGUGGCAGAGAUAGUUCAGACUGAAGCUCCGGUCAACUUGACCUACACGUUGACGGACGCCGGCGGGGAUGAAAUAGGUCACGACGCGCUGCUGUCCUGGACGUACCCGGUGCCCUCCGACCUGCAGUACGGCUGGAUCACGCUGGUGUACGAGCUGCAGUACAGACGAGUCACCGAACCCGACAACUGGAAGGUGAAACAUCCGCUGCGGGAGCCUCACGUGGAGCUGCUCGGCCUCCCCGCUGGCGACUACGUGGUCCGAGUUCGCUGCCGGUCGCGUAACCACGGUCUGUGGAGCAAAUGGAGCGCCAAGCUGUUGAUGAGCUUCCCCGCCAGGCCGCCCACAGGUAAACUGCUGGUGCUGAUUCUGGUGACGGGCAUCGGUGUCGCCGCUCUGCUGGUCAUCGCCUUCAGUGUCAUUCCACAGAGCAAGAAGAUAAAAGACUACUUCCUGCCGCCUAUUCCGAAGCCGCGGAUCAUCGGCAUUGACCCGAUGCUCCUGAAGAAGGGGAACUUGGAUGAAAUCAACCGUCACUUCAGUAACUUCCACAGUUACAGACCUCCCAGCUACAGCGAGGAGGUGUGGGAUCAGGUCAGCGCCGACAACGUCUAUCUCACCACGCCGAAGGCGUGCAGCGUCCCCGCCGACCCCACCGACCGGGAGAAGGACGCCCUCAUGGUGCCGUGUGACCUGACGCCUCUGGCCGCACAUCAUCAGUUCAUGACACAGAACCCGAUGUCGUACAUGCAGAGCCUGUCGCCCUACUGCUCCGCGCCUCCUGACGCCUUCAUGGCGCCGCUGGACAGGCCCUCCCUGUGGCCGAGGCCAGAGAUCGUGUCUCUCCCGGGAACGGACUACAGCAUGAUGGAACACCCCGGCCUGCCCAGCACCAUCCCUACACCCAACCCAGCUGCCGUCACCGCUAACCGCUCGCCACAGGAUUUCUACACCUGCGUCCAGCUCAUGAAUGACAGCGGCGAGGUGCAUCUGGUGCCGUGCUUGCCGCCGGCGUACUGCCGGGAGUUCCCGCCUCUCCCGAAGGUCGAUUUAGAUGCGGAAGAGAAGGAGGAGAAGAAGAAGAAGCUAGCCGACUACCAGGCCAGGAAGAAUGCAAUGAACGGCUCGAAAGACAACGGCGAGGCAGAGAGGAGCGAAGCCGUCGUCCCUCUGCUGCCUGUUGCCGUCGACAACAAGGGCUGAACGCACAUCUAGAAAAACACUGUGAAAACUGCUGAACGUGCUGAAACAUGGAGACUGUUCCCAUGUGCCGGUUCGACUGGAGACUCGAGAAGAGUUGACUUCACAACAGGAAGUGAACCUGCAGAUCAGCAGCCUGCAAAUAUCCAAAAACAGCAAACAGACGUUGUGUUCGUGGACAACGCGGACUCUACAAAACACUAUUACUGGUGCAAUAAGCAACGACAAGAACUUUUUUUUUUUUUUUUUUUACUUUUUAUUUGUGCCAUAUAAUUCAUACAUUCCAUCAUUUAGUAAAUAAACAUCUCUACGUUCUCUUAUAUAUCUUAACAUAUGAAUUUCAUGGAAUAGAGACAUAUGGAUAGAAAACAAAAACCAAAGAAACAACAACAACAACAAACCUGAUAUAACUGAAGAAAAUACUAAACAAACAAUAAA
Molecule: messenger RNA, 2471 nt
Organism: Thunnus maccoyii (southern bluefin tuna)
Lineage: Eukaryota; Metazoa; Chordata; Actinopteri; Scombriformes; Scombridae
Product: growth hormone receptor-like
Exons: 10
Coding region: 450-2036 (528 amino acids)
Biological process (GO): cytokine-mediated signaling pathway
Cellular component (GO): external side of plasma membrane
Molecular function (GO): cytokine receptor activity; protein binding
Source: RefSeq, a predicted model, not a curated record